UCUAAGAGCACCAGACAAGAACGAAGCAAAACGCGUCAAAGAAAGUCUGAAGAAACAUAGUGAUGAGAAGCACUGUUCAUUGAAGCCAAUUUUUAUGGAGGCAGCUCAUCACCACCGUUCAGCAGCUACACAAAGAGUUGAUGGGGAUCAUGAUCAGUCAAACAAAGAACUAUCAAACAAACCAGAGCAGUCACUACAGCAGAGACAAGGGCAGCAUGUGGGAGAACAGCAACACGUGCCCACACAGGACUGCCAAUUGAAGCAGUACCAUCAGCCACAGUGUGCCAUGAAGACACAAAGGUUGUCAGCAAAGUCCAAUUGCAAUCUAGGAAUUUUGCAAAGCAAUGUUGGCUGGAUUGACGAUGGAAUUAUCAACUCAGCCCAGCAGAUGCUGAAGCAGAGGUUUCCGGAAAAGAACGGUCUCCAGAACACCCUUUUGUCGCAGCAGCUGCAGUUUGUAGUGGCUAGGCAAAAUUCAAUUCAAAUUCAUAACAUUGGCAAUCACUGGGUAAUGACGUCAAGCGAUGAACAAGGGAGUAUACAUUUGUAUGACAGCUUGGUCAGAUACAAGCUAUCGAGUCACCUAGAACAGCAGAUUGCAUCAAUCUACCGAAGCAAUGAGAAGAUUACAGAUUCAAUAAGAGCAGUUCAGCAACAGAGAGGUGGCAAUGAUUGUGGGCUAUUUGCAAUUGCUUUUGCCUACUACGUUGCUUCUGGCAUUGAUCCUGAGUAUGUGACUUACAUUCAAUCUGACACGAGAAAACACCUGUUCUCAUGCGUCAAGAAAGGCUAUAUAACACCAUUUCCACGUUAUUUUCAAGGCUGCCAUGACAUCACAAGGUGCAGCCAGACAGUUUUGGAAGGCUGA
Molecule: messenger RNA, 868 nt
Organism: Corticium candelabrum
Lineage: Eukaryota; Metazoa; Porifera; Homoscleromorpha; Homosclerophorida; Plakinidae
Exons: 4
Coding region: 95-868 (257 amino acids)
Biological process (GO): proteolysis
Molecular function (GO): cysteine-type peptidase activity
Source: RefSeq, a predicted model, not a curated record